AUGCAUCAUAACAAUGCUGAGCGAUUGCCGGAAGCUUUUCAGUUCGUUGCUUAUGCAGCUUGGCAUCCUAAAAACCGCCUUUCUAAACAACAACGCCAAGCAGAAAGUCGGAUACCGUACUGGAAACAUCGCAAAGUGGGAAAAGUCGAUGCAGGAGAGGAUGCCUUUUUUAAUACCUGUACUUCAUACGGAUUGGCACUUGGUGUCGCCGAUGGUGUGGGUGGCUGGGCCGACGUGGGCGUGGAUCCUGCGCUUUUUUCAUGGACAUUGAUGAACAAUGCCGCGAUGGUCGCGAAAAAGCAACCUUCCAUUGAUGCGUGCCAGAUCCUGGAUACGGCGUUUCACCAAUUACGAUACAGCGGCAAGGUCAAAGCGGGCAGUAGCACGGCGUGUAUUCUGAGUCUUUGCAAACGAACGGGAAAAAUGACGACCUGUAAUCUGGGAGACAGUGCCUUUUACUUGAUACGGGACAGCAAAAUCAUUUAUAAAAGUCCUAGUCAGCAGCAUUACUUCAAUUGCCCAUAUCAGCUGACAGUUGUACCAGAGCAAUAUCCAGACUAUGAUGGAUUCGUGACGGAUUUGCCCAAACAAGGGAAUCAGAAAUCGUUUCAUGUCAAGGAAAACGAUAUUAUCGUGUUGGCGACGGAUGGCUAUUUUGACAAUGUCUAUCCUCAUGAAACCUUGGCUUUGGUGAAUGCAAGCGUGGCCUCCUUUGUAGAUAAAGACGAAGAUGGGGUUGCCACAGGGGUACGAUUACUCGCCAAGACGCUCAGUGAUACCGCUCGACGGUUAAGUUUAGAUCCGAAACGAUUAAGCCCUUGGGCUAAAGAUGCACAAAUGCAUGGAAGUAACUAUUACGGUGGUAAAAUUGACGAUAUCACCUGUAUUGUGACAUUUGUCCGAGGAGUCGACAAAUGA
Radiomyces spectabilis is the source of this 918-nucleotide messenger RNA. RefSeq names its product phosphatase 2C-like domain-containing protein. The record is from RefSeq and is a predicted model, not a curated record. Bases 1 to 918 code for a protein of 305 amino acids. The transcript is spliced from 3 exons. Lineage: Eukaryota; Fungi; Mucoromycota; Mucoromycetes; Mucorales; Radiomycetaceae.